GCUGUUUUCGGCAGCUGGUCUCUGUCGCGCCGACUGGGGUGGUGAAUAGUGUAAUUAGAAAUAAAGUGCUGUUAGUUCGGCGCACUUUUCCCCUUUUAAUCCAGUCUUUAGGAUUUGGUUUCCUCCCCAGCUAGAAUUCAAACUUUUUCUUUUUGGACACCAUCAUGAAAAUCGAGUUUGCACCUUUGAAUAUUCCUUUCACCAGGAGACUACAGACAGCCGCCGUGGUCCAGUGGGUGUUUUCUUUCUUAGCUCUGGCCCAAUGCUGUUUAGCGGUCUUCAUUCUCUUGUGCUUUAGUGACUACUGGCCCCUGGCAGCACUCUAUGUUGGCUGGCUUUACCUUGACUGGGACACACCUGUCAGUGGUGGUCGGCGAUGUCAAUGGAUUCGCAACUGGAAGGUGUGGACGUAUUUCCAUGAUUACUUUCCUAUCAAGUUGAUAAAAACAGAAGAUUUGGACCCCAGUCGAAAUUAUUUAUUUGGAUUUCAUCCACAUGGUGUUUUGGUGGCUGGUGCAUUUGGAAAUUUUUGCACAGAAGCAUCUGGUUUUACACGCUUGUUUCCUGGAUUGACUCCAUACCUGCUCAUGUUGCCUUUCUGGUUCCGUGUGCCUUUCUACCGUGAUUACAUUAUGAGUGGAGGCUUGGUGUCUUCUGACAAGCGUAGUGCCAGUUACCUUUUGAGUAAGAAAGAGGGUGGUAAUGUGGCUGUUGUGGCAGUUGGAGGUGCACCAGAAUCCCUGGAGGCCAGACCUGGUGCUCUGACUCUGCAGGUGUUAAGCAGAAAAGGUUUCAUCAAGAUGGCCAUUUCUAAUGGGGCUAAUCUUGUUCCCGUUUUUUCCUUUGGGGAGAAUGAGCUAUUCAAUCAAAUGCAAAAUCCACAGGGUUCCAUGCUGCGCAAUAUCCAGGAACGUCUGCAGAAGAUAAUGGGUGUUGCUCUACCUCUCUUUCAUGCCAGAGGAGUAUUCCAAUAUAGUUUUGGGCUGUUACCUUUCCGGAAACCUAUAUUUACAGUUGUUGGCAGGCCAAUACCUGUUCAAAAGAACCCCAACCCGUCAAAGGAAGAGAUUGACAAACUUCAUGCCAAAUAUUUGGAAAGCUUGAUCCAGCUAUUUGAAGAGCAUAAAGCUCAGCAUGGAAUUGAAGAUCACAAACAUCUUGUCUUAAUAUAAAAGCAAAAAAACAAUCUUUUCAUCAAGCAAUGGAUUGUAUCAACAAACUUCCAUCCAGGAUGUCUUGAAUUGAUGGUUGUGAGGCAAUGGUGGGUUAUGAAGUUUUGGUUAUUCCAACAGUAGUUCUCUAUAUGGCGAGCUCAGGAAAGCACAUCUCUGCUUUAAUUGUUGAGGCUGCCUUUUGGCAUAUGGCAAAUGCUAAAUAUCUACAGAGACUUAUUUUAUGAACACUUGCACUUUUUUUUUUUUUUUUUUUUUUUUUUUUGUGCAUACACAUUUAAGUAGCAAACACUCUGAUAGUAAAAAUCACAGGAAUUGACUCAAGUUCUUUACCUACAGUGUUGUGGAAAUAUUACUUAAAGAUGUUGUCUAACGUGCAGCCUAAAAUGAGCCUGCCAGUAGGUCUCAGUGUUUUCAUUCUAAGAUAACCCCAGGUUCUUCUUGUCCAAAUGUUUCUUAUUUGAUGGGAUGAUCCAUUAUCAUCCUGUUGUGGCACAGACUACAUUUUGCUGCUUUAGUUUUGGUUUUGUCAGUGAAAACAAACUUCUACUGCUAUUUGUUUCCAAUAAUAGCUUACAGUUGAGGCAUGGGGUUCCACUCUAGCUGUUUUGAAAGGGAUUGUUGCCUAUAUCUUAAAACGCAACUGUUUUGUCACUAAACUUAAUCCUUCAUCAUAGGAAUUACAUUAUCAUCUUAACAAGGUAGGAUGACAUAAGCAAAUUCCCUUUUUAAAGCAAGGACACUUGUGUACAUUUUUAAAUAAUGUGAAGGAUAUUACCCAGUUACUAUUUUAUGUAUGUUUGCCAUUUUUUUGUGCCAAGGUCAGCUUUGUUUUUGGAGGGUGGGUGAGGAAUCAAAAUCUACCCUCUUCUUAAACAGAAGGCACUUUACAAACCUUUGGUUAAAUUUGUUGACCUGGAAAUUAAGUGUAAACUGUGAAUGACAAAAGGGAAUAAAUAUGAAAUAUAUUUGCAGAAA
Molecule: messenger RNA, 2150 nt
Organism: Erpetoichthys calabaricus (reedfish)
Lineage: Eukaryota; Metazoa; Chordata; Cladistia; Polypteriformes; Polypteridae
Gene: mogat3a
Product: monoacylglycerol O-acyltransferase 3a
Exons: 6
Coding region: 165-1172 (335 amino acids)
Biological process (GO): triglyceride biosynthetic process
Cellular component (GO): endoplasmic reticulum membrane
Molecular function (GO): diacylglycerol O-acyltransferase activity
Source: RefSeq, a predicted model, not a curated record